This is a messenger RNA of Aaosphaeria arxii CBS 175.79, 1384 nucleotides long. Its product is annotated as thiolase. Gene Ontology annotation, molecular function: acetyl-CoA C-acetyltransferase activity. The transcript has 5 exons. Gene Ontology annotation, biological process: ergosterol biosynthetic process; fatty acid beta-oxidation. Lineage: Eukaryota; Fungi; Ascomycota; Dothideomycetes; Pleosporales. The coding region runs from base 80 to 1276 and encodes 398 amino acids. The record is from RefSeq and is a predicted model, not a curated record.
CUUCAAGGAGUUUGCUACAAUUAUUCAUCUUCACCAGUACCUUUUCUUUCCUAUAGAAAAUACCGCAGAGCCCUCUACCAUGUCCUCCCUUCCUCCCGUCUAUAUUAUCUCGGCUGCCCGUACUCCGAUGGGUAUGUUUCUAGGCUCUCUCUCGAGCCUGAGCGCCAUCCAGCUCGGUUCUCAUGCUGUCAAAGCCGCCGUUGAGCGUGCCAGUGUCAAGCCCGAAGACGUUGAGGAGCUCUUCUUGGGCAAUGUCCUUUCUGCGAAUCUCGGUCAGAACCCUGCACGUCAGGUUGCCCUCGGCGCCGGCCUCGAGGAGUCCACUGUCGCGACUACCGUGAACAAGGUCUGUGCCUCCUCAAUCAAGGCCAUUAUCCUCGGUGCCCAAACCAUCAUCACUGGCAAUGCCGACAUUGUUGUUGCCAGUGGAUCUGAAAGCAUGUCCACUGCCCCACACUACCUCCCCAACCUCAGGACUGGGGUCAAAUUCGGUGACACCCCCUUGAUUGACGCUGUCUUGGAGGACGGUGUGACAGACGCAUACAAGAAGGAACACAUGGGUAUUCAGGCUGAGUUGUGCGCCAAUGACCAUGGCUUCGACCGUCAGGCCCAGGACGACUACUGUAUCCGUUCAUACAAGAAGGCAAUUGCCGCAACAGAAGGUAGUCUCUUCAGUGCGGAAAUUACUCCCAUCGAGGUGUCGGGCGGCCGUGGCAAACCCGCCAUCAAGGUUGAGAAGGACGACGAGCCUAAGAAUUUCAACGAGUCCAAGAUCCGCACCCUAAAGCCCGUUUUCAUUCCAGGUACUGGGACCGUCACCGCUGCCAAUGCCUGUCCCCUAUCAGACGGUGCUGCCGCCCUUGUCCUUGCGUCUGAAGCUGCAGUGCAGAAGCAUAGCCUCAAGCCCAUCGGAAAGAUUCUUGGCUGGGGAGAUGCCGCACAGACCCCCUCUAAGUUUACCACUGCUCCUGCACUCGCCAUCCCAAAGGCGCUCAAGCACGCCAAGGUUGAUCAGAGCUCUGUUGACGCAUAUGAGAUCAACGAGGCCUUUAGUGUCGUGUCUUUAGCUAACAUGAAGCUGCUUAAUAUUACCGAGGAUAAGGUCAACCUUCACGGUGGUGCUGUCGCUCUUGGUCAUCCAUUGGGCGCAUCAGGCGCAAGAAUAACAACCACGCUUCUCGGUGUAUUAAGGGAACAGAAGGGCAAGAUCGGCGUUGCCGGAAUCUGCAACGGCGGAGGUGGUGCUUCUGCUCUUGUCGUCGAGUCCCUCCAGUAAUUUUGACGACACUUAGGAUGAGAGUGGGAAGGGUACUUAGCGUUACAAGAUGAAUUCAAAUGGUCUCAUAGGCACAGUAUAUAGAUAUUCCUUACAAUGAAGCUUCCC